Geosmithia morbida is the source of this 429-nucleotide messenger RNA. RefSeq lists its product as uncharacterized. The record is from RefSeq and is a predicted model, not a curated record. The transcript has a single exon. NCBI's taxonomy places the organism in Eukaryota, Fungi, Ascomycota, Sordariomycetes, Hypocreales, Bionectriaceae. Bases 1 to 429 code for a protein of 142 amino acids.
AUGCCUCACCGUGUCUACCAUGACGACAACAGCAGCAGCAACAGCGGCAUGACGGUUCAGACACCAUCUGCCUCAUCUACAGCCGUCUCGUCGCCAUCUCUGUCCACCACGACGACGCUAUCAUCCGUCUCCUCCGUCUCCUCCUCUUCCUCCGCCCCCGGAACCUCGACGUCAUCCGUGGUCGACCCCUCUAUCCUCCAGGCCCUCGACAUCGCUCGCGACUGCCCGGAUGGAUCCCGCGACCCAACCGUCAGCAAGAUCCUCGAGGGCGCAAUCGGUCACAUCUGGGCCAAGGUCGAGGCCGACCCGAACUCAUAUGUCAUGACGCGAGACGAGUUUGCCGUCUUCAACUAUUUCCAGCGUCGAUUCACAGGCAACGAUGUCGCCCGUCUGGCCAGGGCUCGGUACUGGGACAAUACCAGGGCUUAA